Brassica oleracea var. oleracea is the source of this 679-nucleotide messenger RNA. RefSeq lists its product as uncharacterized. The coding region runs from base 142 to 375 and encodes 77 amino acids. The record is from RefSeq and is a predicted model, not a curated record. The transcript has a single exon. NCBI's taxonomy places the organism in Eukaryota, Viridiplantae, Streptophyta, Magnoliopsida, Brassicales, Brassicaceae.
CUGUUUUUGUGUUCACAUGUGGUGGUAUAAAUUAAAUACAUAGAAGACCUCUUCAAUCCAAUUCCAAGAGAAAAGCGAGGAAGGAAUCCACUGUUAGAACUAAUUUCAUCUUUUCUGUUUUUUGUCAAAACCCAUAAAAGAAUGACUUCAUGGAAGAAAACAAUCGCAACGCCAUUCAAGAAAGCGGCGACGUUCUUUAACCAACCGCAGCAAACGUCACACAACCGCCACGCAAACGCCAAGGCGAGGGAGGAACACGAGAGAAGAACGGUGAAGGAGCUUCAAGGUGACGUCAUGGCUUGUGGUUAUGAAGAUGUCCUCGUCAUGUGGUCGAUUCUUGACAAGUCAAACUCUUCAAACAAUCUCAGUUCUUGAUUAGUUGCUUAUAACCAAAAGUUCUCCUCUUUCAACGUAAUUACAUUACGUGAAAAGGGAAUUCGAAUCUUUUUCAUUUUAUUUUUCCAUGUGUACAGUUUGUAUUAGCCCGCCAUGUCUCUCUUCCUUCUCCUUAUCUUCAUGUGGUCGCGGCUUCUAUAUUUCCUUUAAGUUAGAUUUUAAUGAAAGUUCCCAUGAUUAGUUUUGAUUCGGAUGUUUGUAAUCCCCGUGACGAUCUAAUUAUCGAAUUCACGGUGCGAUUUUUCAUUUCGUUCGAAAGAAAUUAAGUCUUUUGAUGGUUUUA